ACUGCGCCUGCGGGGCGACCGCCAACGCGCCCACUCUACGCUUGCGCGGUGCAACAGGGCCGCCUGCAGCUGGAAGAUGGCGGCGUCCAUGGUUUGUCGGGCCGCUACCGCCGGGGCACAAGUGCUAUUGCGCGCCCGCCGCUCGCCGUCCCUGCUGCGGACGCCAGCCUUGCGGAGUACGGCAACCUUCGCUCAGGCGCUCCAAUUCGUGCCGGAGACCCAGGUUAGCCUGCUGGACAACGGCCUGCGUGUGGCCUCCGAGCAGUCCUCUCAGCCCACUUGCACGGUGGGAGUGUGGAUUGAUGUUGGCAGCCGUUUUGAGACUGAGAAGAAUAAUGGGGCAGGCUACUUUUUGGAGCAUCUGGCUUUCAAGGGAACAAAGAAUCGGCCUGGCAGUGCCCUAGAGAAGGAGGUGGAGAGCAUGGGGGCCCAUCUUAAUGCCUAUAGCACCCGGGAGCACACAGCUUACUACAUCAAGGCACUGUCCAAGGAUCUGCCGAAAGUUGUGGAGCUCCUGGGUGACAUUGUGCAGAACUGUAGUCUGGAAGACUCACAGAUUGAGAAGGAACGUGAUGUGAUCCUGCGGGAGAUGCAGGAGAAUGACGCAUCUAUGAGAGAUGUAGUCUUUAACUACCUGCAUGCCACAGCAUUCCAGGGCACACCUCUCGCCCAAGCUGUGGAAGGGCCCAGUGAGAAUGUCAGGAAGCUGUCUCGUGCAGACUUGACCGAGUACCUCAGCACUCAUUACAAGGCCCCUCGAAUGGUGCUGGCAGCAGCUGGAGGAGUGGAGCACCAGCAACUGUUAGACCUCGCCCAGAAGUACCUCGGUGGCAUCCCGUGGACGUACGCAGAGGACGCUGUGCCCACUCUUACUCCAUGCCGCUUCACUGGCAGUGAGAUUCGCCACCGUGACGAUGCUCUACCUUUUGCCCACGUGGCCAUUGCGGUAGAGGGUCCUGGCUGGGCCAGCCCGGACAAUGUGGCCUUGCAAGUGGCCAAUGCCAUCAUCGGCCACUAUGACUGCACUUAUGGUGGUGGCGUGCACCUGUCCAGCCCACUGGCUUCAGGUGCCGUGGCCAGCAAGCUAUGCCAGAGUUUCCAGACCUUCAGCAUCUGCUAUGCAGAGACGGGCUUGCUGGGUGCACACUUUGUCUGUGACCGAAUGAAAAUCGAUGACAUGAUGUUCGUCCUGCAAGGGCAGUGGAUGCGCCUGUGUACCAGUGCCACGGAGAGUGAGGUGGCCCGGGGCAAAAACAUCCUCAGAAAUGCCCUGGUAUCUCAUCUGGAUGGCACUACUCCUGUGUGUGAGGACAUCGGACGCAGCCUCCUGACCUAUGGCCGCCGCAUCCCCCUCGCUGAAUGGGAAAGCCGGAUUGCGGAGGUGGAUGCCAGUGUGGUGCGUGAGAUCUGCUCCAAGUACAUCUAUGACCAGUGCCCAGCAGUGGCUGGAUACGGCAAGUGGCCUACGGGGUCUGCUCUUUGUUUAUUUCCUCAGGCCAUUCUCUUGGCCUCCCCUUCCACCUCUGCUCCCGUGCUGCUGCUCAGCUUACAGAGCAGCCAGUUAAGGCCCCAAGCAGCUCUCCCCAGUCCCCUGGCUGCCAGGGAGUUCUUGCUCAGAAAACCUGUCCCGGCAGUUCCUUGACAGCCUGCCAAGGUGCCUUCAUCAAUACCCUGCAACCAUCAGGUAACGGGCACCUCCAUGUGGGGUGGGGCUUCAAGGGCCAGAACAUGAAGGGACAGGCUCAGCACCCCUGGGGGAAUGUUCUCUUCCCUCUUUCCACUCAAAGCCUGUCUUGUGCUGCUCUGGGCAGCAUCUCUGAGCUGGGUGCGGCACAGGGCCAGGUGUCCCUGGGCAGGCCAGGUACCCCACCCUGACGCUCCACCCUAUCCCCACAGGCCCCAUUGAGCAGCUCCCAGACUACAACCGGAUCCGUAGCGGCAUGUUCUGGCUGCGCUUCUAGGCGGGAAGCCUGUGUAAGCAAGAGGGCGGGACCAGGGUUUGUGGUCCCCCUACCACAAACACAGCACUCCGGCUCCUCUAACCUGUGCCACAGGUGACCAAUAAAAUCCUCUGCUGAGAAA
This is a messenger RNA of Symphalangus syndactylus (siamang), 2082 nucleotides long. RefSeq names its product ubiquinol-cytochrome c reductase core protein 1 (gene UQCRC1). The record is from RefSeq and is a predicted model, not a curated record. Gene Ontology annotation, cellular component: mitochondrion. NCBI's taxonomy places the organism in Eukaryota, Metazoa, Chordata, Mammalia, Primates, Hylobatidae. Gene Ontology annotation, molecular function: metal ion binding.